AGCAAACUUCACGUCAGUUGCUGUUUUAGAACCGUCAACCGAAAAAACACGUGUCGAUCAAGGAAAAACAAUUUUUACAAUGUUGUUUUAAAAAUUGUGUCUUAUUUGGAAUUAAUUUGUGAGUGUCGAUUUUGUUUCCUGUGAGUGAAAACAUCACCUCAAAAUGAGUACGAUUUUGGAAAAAAUCGCUGCAAUCGAGGCCGAGAUGGCCCGAACGCAAAAAAAUAAAGCCACCUCAGGCCAUUUAGGUUUAUUGAAAGCAAAAUUGGCAAAAUUAAGAAGAGAGCUUAUUACUCCAAAAGGUGGUGGUGGGGGUGGCGAGGCAGGUUUCGAAGUCGCCAAAACUGGCGAUGCUCGAAUUGGUUUUGUAGGUUUUCCCUCUGUUGGAAAAUCAACACUUUUAAGUACAUUGGCCGGAGUUUAUUCAGAAGUUGCGGCCUAUGAAUUUACAACACUCACGACUGUUCCUGGAUGCAUUAAAUAUAAAGGAGCAAAAAUUCAGUUACUCGAUCUUCCUGGUAUCAUUGAAGGUGCUAAAGAUGGAAAAGGAAGAGGAAGACAAGUCAUUGCUGUGGCAAGAACUUGCAGUUUAAUUUUUAUUGUUCUUGACGUUCUUAAGCCAUUGGGCCAUAAACGUCUCAUUGAACAUGAACUUGAAGGCUUUGGCCUUCGAUUAAAUAAACAACCACCCAAUAUUACUUUUAGAAAAAAAGAUAAAGGUGGAAUUAAUUUACAAACAAUGUGUCAACAAUCUGAAUUAGAUCAAGACACAGUGAAAUCAAUUCUUUCUGAAUAUAAAAUCCACAAUGCAGACAUUACUUUGAGAUACGAUGCAACUUCUGACGAUUUAAUCGAUAUUAUUGAAGGAAAUCGAGUUUAUGUCCCUUGCAUUUAUUUACUCAAUAAAAUAGAUCAAAUUAGCAUUGAGGAGUUAGAUGUUAUUUACAAAAUACCGCAUUGUGUUCCAAUUUCCGCUCAUCACAAAUGGAAUUUUGAUGAUCUAUUGGAAAAAAUGUGGGAUUAUUUGCAACUUGUUAGAAUUUACACAAAACCUAAAGGACAACUUCCAGAUUACAGUUCACCAGUUGUUUUGAAUACCGACAGAAGAACAGUUGAAGAUUUUUGCAAUAAACUUCAUCGAUCAAUUGCAAAGGAAUUUAAAUAUGCUCUCGUUUGGGGUUCAUCAGUAAAACAUCAGCCGCAAAAAGUCGGAAAAGAUCACGUCUUGUGUGACGAAGACGUUGUACAAAUUGUCAAAAAAGUGUGAUUUUAUCUUGCUCAUUUUUCUGUUAAGUUUUAUUCACUUAACAGAAAAAAAAUGAAAUGUCGCCUCAUUAUGAAUGCAAAUAAUAAUAAUAAUAAUAAUAAUAAUAAUAAGUUAAA
Molecule: messenger RNA, 1383 nt
Organism: Leptopilina boulardi
Lineage: Eukaryota; Metazoa; Arthropoda; Insecta; Hymenoptera; Figitidae
Gene: 128up
Product: GTP-binding protein 128up
Exons: 8
Coding region: 164-1267 (367 amino acids)
Biological process (GO): cytoplasmic translation
Cellular component (GO): cytoplasm
Molecular function (GO): GTPase activity; GTP binding
Source: RefSeq, a predicted model, not a curated record